Onychostoma macrolepis is the source of this 2718-nucleotide messenger RNA. Its product is annotated as carcinoembryonic antigen-related cell adhesion molecule 20-like. The record is from RefSeq and is a predicted model, not a curated record. NCBI's taxonomy places the organism in Eukaryota, Metazoa, Chordata, Actinopteri, Cypriniformes, Cyprinidae. The transcript is spliced from 8 exons. The coding region runs from base 91 to 1248 and encodes 385 amino acids.
AGUGAACACUCUGCUGUCUAUAAUUGCCGUUUAUCAUUAACCAAAAGCUUUAUGUAGAUAAUGUACUAGUUCAGGCGAUUUGAGCUGCUCAUGACAGCUGAGAGCUCGAUCAUGAUGGUUUCUCGUGGCUUAUAUGGGACCCUGUGGAUGUUGUCGUGUUUUGGUCAGUUUUUAAGUGAAGAUCUGCAGUUUUCUGAGCUGGCUAAUGGAGCAGUAGGAGGAAGUGUGGUGUUCGCUCCUGAUAACCUGCCCUCCACAUCAAUUGAUGCAAUUCAGUGGCAUUUUGGAACAAAUAUUAUAGUGACAGGACACCCUGAUUCAGCUGUAAUAGCCUCAGCAUACAGAGACAGAGUCAGUUUUGACAGAAACACUCUCGCUCUGGAGCUCCGGAACCUGAGACUGAAUGAUUCUGGAAAAUACAGUCUGACUCUAUUAACUACUGCUGGACAUCAACUUAGAGGAGAAACUUCACUACAAGUGUUCGAAAAUAUAACUAAUGUCAUGCUUACUGGUCCAGAAGAAUCAUUAAUCGAGAGAGAAUCAUCUGCUAACAUCAGCUCUGAGGGAACUGGCAGCAUCAGCUCUGUGCAGUGGAUGAAAGAUAACAGUCCUCUGUCUCCUAGCAACAGAAUCAGCUUCUCAUCUGAUAACAGAUCAGUGUCCAUCAGUCCAGUGCAGAGAUCAGACAGUGGAGAAUAUCAGUGUACAUAUAGAAACCCUGUCAGCUCUGAGACGACUAAACUCAGUCUGAUUAUCAACUAUGGACCAGAAGAUGUUUCUAUUAAGGGUCAGGAUGUGGUGGAUUUUGGGGUUCGAGUGUCGCUCUCUUGUUCUGCAAAUUCUGAACCUUCUGCCUCAUUCAGCUGGAAGUUUAAUGGAACAGACACUGAUGUGACCACAGACACAUUCACCAUAGAUCAGACUGACUUCACACACAGUGGAGAUUAUGAAUGCACAGCCUGGAAUAAUGUCACAAAGAGAAGCAUCUCACAAAAACACGUUUUACUAGUUAAAGUGGGUGGAGGAGGAGGAGGAGGAGGAGGAGGAGGAGGAGGGCUGUCAUCAGGGGCGAUAGCUGGGAUUGUUAUUGGGGUUUUAGUGGCAGUUGCAGGCAUCUGUGGUCUGAUUGUCUAUUUAACCAAAACUAAGAAAAUCUCAAAACCAAACCUUCGACAAAAUGGACCGGCAAGGGGAGCUGCACAAAGCAGACAGGAGACAGUAUCAAACCCUCCUCCUCUGCGCAGGUGAGGAAGUGAAGACACUGACAUCCACUGCACUGAGUCUUCCUGCAUAUUGCACAUCUCACAUGUUGUGUUAUUUCUUUAAUUUAGCUUUAUUUGACUGGAUGUUUUGUGUAAGUGAAAUGUAAAUCUUAUAUUAUGGUUUUGAAUUCAAGAUGGCUUGUUAGGCUGUGUAAUUUUUCGGUUUUCAAUAAAGGGAAGAUAGGGGAGGGUUUGCUUUAAUCUCUAUUGCUCAAUUUACCUUGAAUUUGUAUACAGUUUUCUAACAUUUAUCUCAUACAAACUGAUGUUGUUGCAAAAUCUACAACUUCUGAUAUCUCUCUAUUACAAAUAGAUAUCUCUGUUAUUACAACAUACCACCCACCGGUAUGAGUUUUAACAGUAGAUGUGGUGGUUUACAACGUAACAGAGUAAACAUCGAUAUUGUUUUACAUUUUGUAUAUGCAUUUAUUUAUUGUUAUUACAAUUAAAUUAAUUUGAAAAAAGAAAUACAAAAACUGUGGGCUUUCACAGUUGCCAAAUGUCACCUUAUAAAAAUUUUUGCAACCCAACUCAGAAAUGAGUUUUUGUUUUAAUAUUUAGGUGGAAAAAUUUAGAAAAUAUUAUACAUCCAAUUAAACAAAAAUCUGCCGAUCAAUUCUGUCAAUUAAACCUUAUUGUAAACUGAAUAAUAAACCAAAAGUAAAGUGUUGAUUUUUCUAUCUCAAAUGUGUUUUUUUUUGUCCUAUAAAUCCUUUAUAUUUUUACACAGAGACAACUUGCAACCACUACUGUCACCUCAAGAGGAUGGUGGUCAUUUAUGAUUUCAUCCCUGUACGUAAUUUCUAGAUGGUUAACAUAAAUGUAUCGCAGCCUGUUUUAGAAAUAUUCCUUUAUUUCCACAUAUUUCCGCAUGUGUUAUUGCAUAUUGCUGAAACAUUUUAUCAUCACUUAAAAGUUCACUGUUUCCACCAUAUGCCCCACCAGAACCUUUUAAUUAUAACUUGUGUUUCACACUGGAUAAUGUACCAGAAACUGUCACAAAUGUUCACAGGGCCUGCGGUCUGAUAAUGUGUAGAAAAUGAUCUUAUCUGAGCAGUCCAUACACUUCCUUUAAAUGUUUGAUUUUAACUGUAACAGUUCAUUCUGAUCUUAUUUGUAAAUGAGUUUUCCAAAUAAUGCUUUAUAUUUAUAGGCUAAUAUUUAGCUACUGUUGAUCACAUGCAUCAAACAGUUUCUCAGAAAUCAUCAGACACAUCCUCGUUCUGUCUUUUCUCAUACUGGGCAAAUAAAAAGUUUGCAAUAGUGGGUAAUAAAAACAAAGGCCAUUAACAGUUAACCUUUAGACCUGAACUCUGUCACGCAGGAAAAAGACAUGAGGAAGCAGCAUUUUCUUCUGGUCGUAAACCGUUAGUUUUGGUAAACAAAUUUACAUGGCUUUUAUUUCUUAACUAUAUUGUUCAUUAUCGUUUACAAAGAAGGUGAUGUAACAAUACUG